CUUCCACUUGUGUACAACUGUUCCAUCAUUCUUGGAAUUUGAACUCCAAGGCCUGGAAGACGCUUCGGCUUGGUGGCAACAUGUCACCGUCUAACGCGGAAGCGUGUCUCAUCUCAGCCCUUGGGACGGUGGAGAUCCUGGUAGGCACGUUCAACAUCGGCCUCGGGCCAGGGCGGACCAGCACUGCCUCUGCAGACUUGGCCGCUUUGGGUGCUGCCUAUUGGAUGGGGGCUGUGUUCAUUGUGACAGGAAUCAUGUCAGUUUUGUCUGCACGCUCGCCGUCUCCUGGCCUGAAGUGUUUCACGAGCCUGCUGAACCUAGCCUGCACCAUUUUUGCGCUGGCCGCCUUGGUUUUGUACGCGGCCGAUGCAGAAAACGCUUCCGUCCUGUGGAUGUGCCAACCAGGAUUUGAAAGACGAGGACAGCGAUUGGAUGCUGAUUGCGAAACGGUGGCUUUCUUGGCAGAGAGGCUGCUGACGUUUUCCGAUGCCACUCUGAUGGCGCUGGCCGUCGUUCUGCUCUACGUCAACCUCAAGCUGGCCACUGUAGUCAUCAAGGCUCCCGUCGCCAGGCAAGAGAUGACUGCUGGCCGAGAGCGAAGAACCAGCGGUAUGUCCCUGACAGUGGUGGGAGACAAAAGGGUUGCCGUGGUGACGCUAGCAACCAAUCAGAUGAGCGCGAUGGGCUUGAUUCAAAGUUGCUGCUGCUCGCCUUGCAGGGUGAUAAAGAGCGAGGCCAAAGUUGUUCUUGGGACCAUCCAGAUCCUGGUGGGAGUGGUCAACAUGGGCUUGGGUGCCGGCAGGACACGGACACGCCCCGGAGAUUUGGCCAGUGUGGGAGCCGCUUACUGGAUCGGGACCGUGUUCAUCAUCGCAGGAGUUUUGUCGCUUUUGUCGGGUCAGUGCCCGUCCUGCUGCUUUGCUGGCUUGACAGUGACUGCCAACGUGUUGUGCGCCGUCCUGUCGGUGGUGGCCGUGGUUUUGUACGCGUUGGAUCUGGCGGGGCUGUCCGUUAAUUUGUUCUGUGGCAGCAGCUCAUUGUACGGCGGCGGCUGUGAAGAUGUGGCCCUGUACGCUAUCCGGCUGACUCGAGGGAUGGACAUCACGCUGCUGGUUUUGGCUGUUUUGGUGCUUUGUGUCAGCAUCAGCAUGAGUGUGCUCGCCGUCGGUGCUGAGCCUCCGCAGGAACAGUGGGAAUCAGACCUUGAAUGUCUCCAUCCGGGGGUAAAGAUGCUCCUCCUGGACCUGGACCAAGACAGUUCUGCUUUAAGUGGACCACACAAACAAGCGGGAGGAAUCUUCAGAAACAAAUAAUGGCGAUUGCUGAUUAUAGUCAUGUGCUUUCUUCACUGUAUAUUCCACACCUGAAUAUUCACUUUGUGGCUAACCACCUGAUUUGGAAUUUUUGUUGUUUUUAAGGCAGAACAUGACGAGAUUAAUAUCAAAAUAUUUUUUUCCUUUGUAGAAAAACAACUGUACCAUGUCAAAAAAAAAUUCAAGAAAGAAAUAUACUCAAGAACUGAAAUAGAAUGUUAUUUUUGAAAAAUGUCAUAUUUCUAAAAGGAAAAAAAUAGUAUUAAUUCCAAGACUCUUGUUUGGUGGGGGGCGGAGGAGGUUGUAAUACUACUAAGAUUCAAAUUGUAUUUUCUAAAAGAAAAUAAUUGAUACAUUUGUAUAUUGUUUAUGAAUAUGUAGUUAAGUUUUGGCGUCAACAAAAUAUUUUAACAGCAGAGUUCUAGUUCAAUAGUGACACAAUGUUAGUGAUUCAACACAACUACCAAAAUCAAUCAUUUUGUGAAUUAAAAGAAAAAAAUCCAAACUGGUGUUGUGACACAUUAUUUAUUUCACAACGAACAACCUAUAGAUUUUUUUUAAAACAUGCAAAAUCUCUCUUUCACUUCCAGUAUACAAGAAGAUAGUAUUAAAAAAAAACAAUUACCAUAUCAGCAAGUGCAAUUAGAAGCGGAAAAUCAAUGUAGAAAUUCUGCCAAGUUUGUAAACGUUUGAAAUGAUAUGAAACCGGCCAUGAUUCAAUAAGUGCAUGAAGUAUCCAAACGAUAUUAUAAAAGUGCUGUUAGAGAUACUGUAAAGUGGCAGCAUGAUAAAGGCUCCAGCGUAUACAAA
This is a messenger RNA of Hippocampus zosterae (dwarf seahorse), 2123 nucleotides long. RefSeq lists its product as uncharacterized. The coding region runs from base 81 to 1313 and encodes 410 amino acids. The record is from RefSeq and is a predicted model, not a curated record. The transcript has 12 exons. Gene Ontology annotation, cellular component: membrane. Lineage: Eukaryota; Metazoa; Chordata; Actinopteri; Syngnathiformes; Syngnathidae.